This is a messenger RNA of Amblyraja radiata (thorny skate), 3336 nucleotides long. Its product is annotated as protein WWC2. The transcript has 20 exons. Gene Ontology annotation, cellular component: cytoplasm. The record is from RefSeq and is a predicted model, not a curated record. Lineage: Eukaryota; Metazoa; Chordata; Chondrichthyes; Rajiformes; Rajidae. Bases 235 to 3336 code for a protein of 1033 amino acids. Gene Ontology annotation, biological process: negative regulation of organ growth; regulation of hippo signaling; regulation of DNA-templated transcription. Gene Ontology annotation, molecular function: molecular adaptor activity; kinase binding.
AGGAAUGUAUAUGUAAAUCCAGUGUAUGUUAAUACUGCAGACGGUGGCUUGGACUGUGUUGUGGGGGUUAAGAUGGAGGACUAGUUUGGUUUGGAAGAUUGCAGAGGUGCCUUUUAUUCAAAGCUGGCUUCUUCCCCCCUCUCCCUACCUCCCUUUACAAUGUUAAAUCUCUCCCUCUCUCCCUCCCUCUCUCCUUCCUUCCUGCACCCAUGGAGCUGCUGGCAAUAACACAGCAUGCAUAGGAGAGGCAAUGGAGAGCUCCCUUUACCGGAUGGUUGGAAAGUGUCGAGGGAUUACGACGGCAGAGUGUUCUACAUCGACCACAUCUCCAAGCAAACCAGCUGGGUCGACCCGCGGGACAGGUUUACCAAACCUCUGACGUUUGCCGAUUGUGUGGGAGAUGAACUCCCCCUGGGUUGGGAAGAUGCCUAUGAUGACCAGAUUGGUGUAUUUUACAUUGACCACAUCAACAAGACAACGCAGCUGGAGGACCCGCGGGCGUGGUGGAGGAAGGAGCAGGAGCGGAUGCUGAAGGACUAUCUGACGGUGGCCGAGGAUGCCCUGGGCACCCAGAAGGAGCUUUACCAGGUGAAGGAGCAAAGGCUGGCGCUGGCCAUUGAUGAGUACGUGCGUCUCAACGACGUGUGGAGGGACAAGACCGGCUCGCGCACCAGCUUGUUGUCAUCAUCUUCCUCAAGCACCAAGUACGAUCCUGAUAUCCUGAAGGCUGAAGUAAUGACCACAAAAGUCCGGGUAAACAAGCUGAAGAGGGAAGUUUCCCAGAUGAAGCAAGAACUGUUCUACAAAGAACAAGGGUUCGAAACCCUUCAAGAAAUCGAUCGGAAGAUGUCAGGAGUGCAGAAUGGUUACCAACUGACAGAAGCCAAGGCCAUCAUGAGUCGACUAAAAACUAUCAAGAAGGACAUUAGCACGGGCGAGAAAGAGAAACAAGAUCUGAUGCAGAGUCUCGCUAAACUGAGGAGUAGAUUCCAGUCCAACCAACACGUGGGAAGCUCAGAGUCGGACCUGCAGUCUAAUCCGGGCAGUUCCCAUCUCUCCAUCCCCAGGCACUGCCUCGACGUCGGCUCACAAACCAAUAUCAUUGGAGACUUUGGACCAAAAAGCCAGGCCAACUUGGCAGAGAGUGUCAGACUGAGUCUUCAAUAUGAAGAAGCAAAGAGAAGAAUAGCGAAUAUAAAGAUCGAGCUGUCGAGGCUGGACUCGGAGGCGUGGCCAGGGCUGCUGGACGUUGAGCGAGACAAGUUGAUGUUGAUGAACGAGAAGGAGGAGCUGCUGAAGGAGCUGGAGUUCGUGACGCUACGCAACUGCCCCAGCGAGGAGUGUGAGCAGCUGGAGCAGCGCAGGAGGCGGCUGGAGGGGGAACUGCACUCCGCUCCCUGCACCAGCACCCACGCACUGGCCCAGAGGUUAAAGUUACAAGAGAAGAGAAAGCGUCUAGUGCAGCAGCUGGAGGAGGCGACCCAACUAACCUUGUUCCUGCACUCACAGCUCAAGAGCCUUUCUGCGAGCACGUUGAGCUUGUCUUCGGGGAGUAGCCUGGGAUCGCUCGCCUCGAGCCGCGGCUCGCUCAACACCUCCAGCAGAGGUUCUUCCCUCAACUCGCUGAGUUCCGCCGAGCUGUACGGCAGCCUCUCGGACCAGCCGGCGCUGGACCCGGACACCCAGUACAAGCUGGACUUCAUGCUGCAGGAGAAGGCGGCCUACAACCCCUCCGCCAUCGCCACCAUCCACGAGCACGAGGUGGCACGGGGACCGGGCGCCGUCGAGCCCCCCUUGAGUUCCAGGUCCUCGCUCUGCUCCCUGUCGCCCCCCGGCUCGCCACUGGUCUCCGACGUGGCCUUCCUGCCACCGGCGCAAGACUCGCCGCCCCACCGGCCGACGGGGGUCUCCGAGGAGCGCCGAGCGUCCUGGGACUUUGCCUUUCUCGCACCCUACGGUGACGGCAGUGGAGAUGGGGAGAGCCAAGCGUUGGUGGAACCAGGGCAAGUCAGCCAUAACCUGGACCCUGGCAUCCAGGGCAGUGGUGGCCAGAGCAGUGAUGAACCGGAGCAACCUCUCACCGCGCCAAACAAUGGCAGCGCAGGUAAUGACUUGGUGCGGAGUGCGGGGGGAGAAUUACUCGAAGAAAAAGUGCCCUGUGUUUCAGCUGCCGUCUCUGAUGAGUCCGUUGCUGGAGACAGUGGCGUUUACGAGGCCUCGAUCAAAAGGCCAAGUGAAACGGAAGAUGCUAUUUAUGAUGAUGAUGAGACUUCUCCAUUGGAAGCAGUUCAAAUCCAGAUUGGAUUGAAGUAUGAUCCCAACCAUGGAAGCUUCAUCAUAAUUCUGAUACAACUGAGGAAUCUGACUGCUUUGCUUCUGCCUACUGGGUGUAAAGUGUACGUCAGAGCAGCGCUGCUCCCCAGCCCGAGCGACUCCAGCAGCCUGUUCCGCACCAAGGUCCAGAGUGUCGCCCGGACUCUGGUCCUCAGGGAGGUGUUCAGGGUGGCCAUCGCCCGCGCCGCUCUGCGCCAGAAGACGCUGCGAGUGGACGUGUGCACCGUGGGCGAGGCGCGGUUGGACGACUGUCUGGCCUCCACCCAGAUCAGCCUGGCCGACCACUGCAGCGGAGGGGAGAUGUCCACGUGCUGGUACAACAUGCUGCUCUACAAGAACAUGGACAUUCAACACAGCAGCAGCAAGGCACAGACAAGGGAUACCUCCCUUGCGUCACAGCCUUGCAGCACUCUGGACAAGGAUGCAGUGUCUGUCUUGCUGGAGAGAACAUCUGUGGAGCUCCUGGCAGUGGAGAAGGAGUUGGUGACACCGGACAGAGGGCUGCGGUUGCUGGGGGCAGACAGGACUGGAGCUGGGGAGGAAGGAGGUGGCAGUGGUGUGGAGGUGGAGGUGGAGGAGCGAGCGGCUGCAACUCAGGAACCGUCUCAGAGAGAGAGUGAUAAAGACAGACCAGGCGAGAGGGAGCCCAGCACAACACCGCCCAUACUGGUGGACAAGGAGAUGAACACGGAUGAAUCUACGGUGGAGUAUGUGUCUGUCCCUACCAAGGAGAGGGCCAGCCUGGGCCAGCGGCACAACAACUUUGUGAGGAGCAGCAUGAUCGUGAGAUCACAGACCUUUUCCCCAGGGGAAAGAAACCAGUAUAUCUGCAGGGUAAGAGAUUCCCCAUUAAUGUACUGUCAGCGAUCUAGCACUCAGUCCAUGCACAGACGCAUCCCGGCCACUCCCUCGAUAGAUUACGAUGGACAUGUCGCUGUUGUUCGCCUAUUUUGGGACAUUGAUAGCCAUCAGAUCUGCGAGAAACAGAGUAUGCCGAUGUAA